Prunus mume (Japanese apricot) is the source of this 684-nucleotide messenger RNA. NCBI's taxonomy places the organism in Eukaryota, Viridiplantae, Streptophyta, Magnoliopsida, Rosales, Rosaceae. The record is from RefSeq and is a predicted model, not a curated record.
AUGGAGAGAUUGACAAGUACAAGGCCAGGAAAUAAUGAAGACAUGUUCAAAGAAUUCAAGAAGUCCAUGAUGGAAGAAUUUGAGAUGACAGACUUGGGAAAAAUGCACUAUUUUCUUGGAAUUGAAGUGAAGCAAACAAGCAAUGGGGUCUUUAUUAGACAGAAGAAAUACGCUGAGGAAAUUCUCAAAAGAUUUCACAUGGAAGAUGGCAAUUAUGUCCAAAAUCCUAUAGUUCCAGGAACAAAGCUUAACAAGGAUGUGGGAGGAGAAGGAGUCAAUAGCACUCACUUCAAGCAGAUAGUGGGAAGCCUAAUGUACUUAACUACUACCAGACCUGAUCUGAUGUUUGCUGUGAGCCUUAUUAGCAGGUACAUGGAAUCACCUACUGAACUUCAUUAUCAGACAGCUAAGAGAGUGCUUCGCUAUUUGAAAGGAACAAUAGACCUUGGUCUAUUCUACAAGAAGGAAACUAGAAACAAGAAGGAAGCUGGGGGUGAGCUAAUGGGAUUCAGCAACAGUGACUAUGCAGGUGAUCUUGAUGAUAGGAAAAGUACAUCUGGAUAUGCAUUCAUGCUAAGUUCAGCAGCUGUCUCUUGGUCAUCGAAAAGACAACCAGUUGUCACUCUCUCUACAACAGAAGCUGAAUUCAUAGCUGCAACUUCAAGUGCUUGUCAAGCUGUUUAG